AUGCAAGUGGUCGCAAGGCAAGCGGGGAAACAGGUUGUCAAACAACAGGCCAAGAAGCAAGCACAGAAACAAGUUAAAAAGCAAGUUAAAAAGAAGAUGAAAGAGAAAAUGAAAAAGAAGAUGAAAGAAAAGGCAAAGAAGAAAGUAAAGGAUAAAAUGAAAAAGAAAAUGAAAGAAAAAGCAAAGAAGAAAGUAAAAGAUAAGGUAAAAAAGAAAGCGAAAGAUAAAAUGAAACAGAAGGUAAAGGAUAAAGCAAAAGAUAAAGCAAAAAACAAACUGAAGAAGAAAAUCAAAGAAAAAGUUCGCGAUGAAAUAGAGGAUCGAAUACAAGAAGCUGUAGAAGACGAGAUUGGCGAUUUCUUUGGUCGAAAGGAUGAUAUUCCCCGAGAAGAGUUUCGUUUCAUAGAGAAGAAAAAGCCGAAAGGAGUGCAAGGACGGAUAGAUAACAUGGAAUAUGAACCAUAUUUCGCAUUUGUUGUCACUGUUGUUUUGGGAGUUUUUAUGUGCUUUGGGAUGGCGUUCUCAAAAGAUGUCCGCUGCUUGGUGUUUUUAACAGCCCCACAACUUUUUUCAAGUAAAGGGCGAACUAUUCUCAUGGCAUACGGUUUCAUGUUAGUGAUGUCUGGUCCUAUGGCUAACCUGGCCAUCAACCUGGAUAUAGCGAGUCAGAGCCAACUCUGCAGUGCGCAGCUUGCAGCCAAUCAAACAAAGGAACUCUUCGAACUUGCCACUGCUCCACUUGCUGUAAUCUUCAAUCGUUUGAAUGAUACGAUACAGGAGGUGAAGGAAGUUACCGACCAGAUCAGGGACGCAUUUGAGGUAGUACAGGAAGCACUUGACUCUAUAGGCGGUAUAACGAGAAGUGUUUAUGAAUGGAUGAAAGAUACGGUUAAAAGAUGUAACGAAAAGUUUGGAAAACCAGAGAGGGCGUGUUACAAUGGUUUACUUAAAGGAAAAAGAAAUUGCAAAAAAAAGGCGCCGAAGAUUUUUGAUUGGGCAUGUAAUAUAGUGGAUAUUGCUAAACCUGUUUGUGGGAUUAUCAAAGUUGGAAAACUGUUGUGCCAUAUCUCUGGCAAGAUAGCAAGCUUUGUAUCUAAAGGUGCUUCGAAAGUGAUACAAAAGAUCAAAGACGUAUUUUAUGUUAAAAUCGAGCUGGAUCAUGAGUUCAACUUGGAGAACAACUUUUCACGCUCAAUUGAUAAUAUUACCGGAAGUAUGGCGGAGGAAAUCAAAGCUCGUACCAAACAAUUUCGAGGCUUAUUGCGCUUCACCAACCAACUGUUAUCCCUCAGUUUCAUAUGGUUGUUUGUAAAGUACGAAAGCGUUGCAUAUGGAAUUAUUAUUGAACAGCUAAACACUUCGCUCCGUAUGGCAAAACCAGAAAAGCGCAAGUUUGCGAUGGGUUUGGUGAUCUGGUGUACCCACGCCCUCUAUACCGGCAUGAUAAUUGGCACCGAUUCCUUCAUUCAUUGGUUUCUUACCGUCAUCCGAAAGCACGCCAACAUUAAAAUAGAACUAGAAAAACCUGCAUUUGUUGAAGUAAAGGUGGAAGGGGACGGAGUGAUUGCAAAUGUUUACCGACGUCUUGUGGAGUCUUUUGAAUCAAUGAGCCAACUGAAUAUUAGUUUGGACGUAACAGAAUGUCUUCCACAACCGAAACCACCAAACGUUGGUUCUUACGAAACAAUAGGUAUAAUAUUUGCCAUGACACUGGUUAUGGUUUUUACUGAAGCAUACGGUCUACGCCUACGCCGUUUUAUUGCAUCAUUUUACUACCCACACAGAGAACGGCAGAGGGUCGUCUGGCUGUACAAUAACAUAUUGAAAAAACGCGGCGGGUUUCUGAAAUAUUUACGAAAGCAGAUGAAAGUUCGUAUGGAUUCAUCAGAAGAUAUAGAGAAAAUUAGCAUUUGCGAUAGAAUAGCAGCAAACUCAAAGUUCUGGCGAACAAUCUUUAAGUUUAUGGGAAUGAAGAAGAAGAAGUACUGUGUAGGAUGCGGGAAACCAGGCAAGCCUACUGACUCGAGUAACUUUAGGCAAUGUGAUAAUCGAAAGUGCAAAAGUUGUUAUUGCUUGGAGUGUAUGGCAGAUUUAAACAACAUUUGUUUGGUAUGCUAUAUGCCGAUAGACAUAGUUGGACUUGAUGAAUUCAGCGAGGAGAGGGAUUCUAGUGAUGAAGAGGAAUAUGAUCGACUGAUUCACAGCAAAAAAAAUUCAAGGCUAGUUGACGAAUUUGAAGAUGAUACCGGAGAAUACACCACUGCGACAGACGAGUAACCUGUGAUAAAUAUGUUACUUUAGACAACAUUGUCAAAUUAACAGAUACUCAUAUGUAAAAUUUAAUAUACAGUAUAGGCCUAAGUUAUGAUAUUGGAUGUUACCAAGCACCAUGUGUUAAGUUAGUGCCAAUCAAAUUACUGCUGCUGUCGGAUUGAUACAUAAACUCAGAUGUAUACCGCAGUGUCCCUCAAUCGCAAUUAUAGUUUUUGGCAUGAGUUAACACAACCCUAUUGAUGACUUCACUCUGUUAACCACUCAUCACGGCCUUCAUGUUCCUCCAGGAAGAUUUAUUGAAGCAAAAAACAGAAGAAACAGUUUGUAAAUUUUGAUUACAAUUCGUGCGGUGUCUAUUUUACCUUUUUAAAAAGCAAUUAAAUAAAAAUUUAAAAAUGCGUAAAAGGCUGUCCUUCGCAAAAUGGGAAAAGGCAUUAUAAGAUCUUUGAGAUGAAUACUCUUCUUCAUAACAUGACAUUACUGUUAUAAUUACAUUUCACCAGGGAACUGUUCACUGUUCCCUGAUCUCACCUUGGAUGUAGUAUAAACUAUUUGUUAUUAAUAUAAUUUGCGAUUCAUUCAAUAGAAAUAUAUCAAUUUUACAGUGUAUAGAAUGUUUUUAUGCCAUUAAAAUUAGGCCUAUACUUUCGUUAAUAAAAAUA
Molecule: messenger RNA, 2936 nt
Organism: Anneissia japonica
Lineage: Eukaryota; Metazoa; Echinodermata; Crinoidea; Comatulida; Comatulidae
Product: DC-STAMP domain-containing protein 2-like
Exons: 13
Coding region: 1-2277 (758 amino acids)
Cellular component (GO): membrane
Source: RefSeq, a predicted model, not a curated record